AUGGCUCCCAAAUCUCUUGAUCUCGUCGCUGACGACUACCACUUUUUGGGUUCUCAAUUCACAAAACCUGUCCCUCUACCCAAGGACCUCUCCCUCACAGAAAGCACCAUCAUCAUCACCGGUGCAAACACAGGCAUUGGCUAUGCUACAGCAGAGAAACUUCUGUCUCUAAAUCUCAAGCGUCUCAUCAUUGCUGUGCGGACUGUCUCAAAAGGCGAGUCUGCCGCCGCCAAACUGCGCACCCAAUACUCCAACGCUGAGAUCCUCGUCUGGCAAGUCGACAUGCUCUCUCACAAGAGUGUCCAGGACUUUGCCGACAAGUGCAAAACUCUCGAUCGAAUUGAUCUCGCUAUUUUGAACGCUGGGUCUCAGUGGACCAGGUUUGAGCUCAGUCCUGAAGGCCAUGAGUCUUCUUUCCAGGUCAACUACCUGUCCACCGUUUUGCUCGCAACUCUUCUUCUUCCCACACUCAAACAAAAGGCUCCCGCUGGUCAACCGGGACGUCUCACGAUUGUCAACUCGGGGACUUCGCUGCUGGCAGAAUUUCCCAAUAUUAACGACGAUAAUGUCCUGGCGUGCUACGACGACGAGACCAAGUUCUCUGGGGGGGUUAACAACCUACCCUCAUACGCCAAGUCCAAAGGUCUCGCGCACUUUUGGGUUUACAAACUUGCUGAGCGUCUAAGUGCUGAUGAUGUAGUUGUCAACCUCGUUGAUCCAGGGCUGGUGAGAAGCACGGAUCUCCAGCAGCAGAGCAACUUUGUGUUUCAGCUGGUCCUGGCUGCAGUGAAGUGGCUUAUUGCGCGGAGCUUGGAGCAGGGCGCGAGUACACUUGUUCAGGCUGGUGUUGUGAUGGGGAAGGAGAGUCAUGGUUCGUAUAUCAUGGAUUGGAGAAUUCAUCAGUGA
Messenger RNA from Fusarium pseudograminearum CS3096, 906 nucleotides. RefSeq lists its product as uncharacterized. The coding region runs from base 1 to 906 and encodes 301 amino acids. The transcript has a single exon. The record is from RefSeq and is a predicted model, not a curated record. NCBI's taxonomy places the organism in Eukaryota, Fungi, Ascomycota, Sordariomycetes, Hypocreales, Nectriaceae.